AAAAAACGACAGUUCACAAACGAAACAAAGACGGCGGAGACGCUCUUUCUUUUCUAUAUUUUCAGUGAAAAGUUAAGGUUGAAAGUUUGUGGAAUUCUCAUUUGGAAAAAGAAGAAUACAAGUUUUUUUGAAUUAAUUAAAAUUACGUGUGGUGGCAGACAAAAUCGGAAGAGAAAAGUGAAAGAAUUGCAAAUACCUGAGACAGUCUCUUUUUGUGUUUCGUUGGUCCAUUGAUUUGUGUUUUUCUUGUGUCGUGUUGUGCUUCCCCACCAAAAUCCCAAUCCAACCAUGGAGAAUGUUGGGGCGAAACGUGAAACUCUUUACGACCGCUGUCUUUGCUGUUUUGUCUCCAAGCUCAACUACAAAUCCCAGUCGUUGGCCGCAGUCCUGCAGCUCCGUUACCUGCCUCCCAGUGUGCUAAUCGACAUUUAUGUUUUGAUGUCCCAACGUGAAGAUUUGAAGCACAUGCUUUUCGAGCAGAUGGCCGAUUUGCAAAUAUUUGAACGUCUGCUGCGCUUCGAUCCGGCACGUCAGAAAUUAUUUCUUUGUCUAGCCACAUUAAUAAGUAGAGGGAAACAGUUGGCCAAGGAAUUGGAACAAACAUUUAUUCAACGAUAUGCGCCGCCCUCACCAUCUCCAAGUUCAAGGUCUCAUAUGACGCAAACCACCAAGACUGCUUCCAAAUUAGCCAAGUUGGCCAAAGCAAAACUAACUGUAUCAACUUCCACACCGUCAACCUCAGCUCUAUUGUCUCCGCCUCAUACGGACGAUGAUUCCGUAGACGAGGAAGCCAUCAUACAAGCUGCUGACUCUUUGGCACUCUCAUCCAAUGAACAUGAAUACAAUUUCGGACUGGAUGUAAUUGAUUUUGGUUUACGUUUGGGCUCAUUUCUCUCCGAAGCCGGCUGGCUGUCAGAAAGUAUAGCCAUUCUGCAGGUUGUUGCUAGCCGCCUAAGAAAAAUGGAACCAACAAAGAAAAUACAAAUUAUUUAUUUGGACUGUUUACAAAGACUAUUACAUUCGGAAUCCUGCUCAAGUAAUUUCAAAUCAGCUGAACGCACAUUUGAUAUAAUGAUGGAAUUACUUAAGGAAAUCGAUCAAGAUGAAAUACCCAAGCCGUUGUUGGCAAAUACAAACACACAAAUAUCCGAAAUGUAUUUUGCACGCAAUGAAUACGAUGACAGUCAUAUGUGGAGCGUUGUAGCCAUGCGAAAUUUGGAAGAAACGACGCCAGAGCGAAUUGCCAUUGAUGUUCUGAGACAGGCGGCCAAAGCUUGUGUGGUGAAACGUGAUUAUCAACGGGCAAAUAUUUUAAUUUGUCAAGCCAAAAGUAGGGCGAAAAAAACAUUUGGUUCUAAUCAUCAAAAGUAUGCCGACACAUUACUGGACUAUGGUUUCUUUUUGCUAAAUGUCGACUCGCCCUAUCAGAGUGUAAAUGUUUACAAAGAAGCAUUGGAUAUCAAACGCUGUGUCUUUGGCAAUCGCAAUUUCCAUGUAGCAAUGGCCCAUGAAGAUUUGUCCUAUGCCUAUUAUGUCCACGAGUACAGCACUGGCAAUUUCACCUGUGCCCGUGACCACAUUGAGAAAUCAGUAGAUAUUUUAAAACAUUUGGUGCCACAGAAUCACUUAAAGUUGGCCUCAGCAAAGAGAGUUAAAGCACUGUUGCUGGAAGAGAUAGCGCUGGAUAAGAUGGCGGAGGGUGUUGACGAUGAGGGAUUGCUGAAACAGUCCGAAGAGUUGCACAAGUUCGCUUUGCAAUUAUCCCUUGAAGUAUUCGGCGAAGAAAAUGUGCAGACUGCAAAACUAUAUGGCAAUUUGGGAAGGCUUUAUCAAACCAUGAAUCGGUUUGAGGAGGCCGAGCGGAUGCAUCAAAAAGCCAUUAAAAUAAAAACUGAUUUAUUGGGACCUUAUGAUUAUGAAGUUGGUCUUUCCAUUGGACAUCUGGCGUCGUUGUAUAAUUAUCAAAUGAAGAAAUAUAGAGAAGCAGAGGAACUGUAUUUACGCAGCAUUGAAAUCAGUUUACGCUUAUUUGGUCGUUCAUAUUCUGGCCUGGAAUAUGAUUAUUUGGGACUGUGUCAUGUCUACGAGACAUUGCGAGAGUACGAAAAGUAUCUGCAAUAUGCACAUAUUUUGGAAAAUUGGCAAAUUUUACGUGGUCAAAAUUUAACAAUGAAUAAAACAAUUUAUCCUGCUAUUAAUGAAGACUGUUCCCUGGAGGAGAUUAAGCAACAAUUUUUUAAUAUGUGCAACCACAACUUAACACCCUGCAAUUAAGAAAAGGAGUAGCUGUUAUGUGUGCUGUUGUAACAACAUUACUGUGUCUACUUAAUAUAUUAGGGAUUUUACAUAUACAUACACAUAUAGUACAUAAAUAUUAUUAUUAUUAUUAUUAUUACAAUUGAUAGAGACAAAAAUGUAAAUUAAGAAUCUCAUGCAAUAUGUAUUUUUGUAUUUUUUCGUUCUUUGUUUCCUUCGUUCCAUUUGUUUGUUUUCGGUUUUGUUAACAACAAAAUAGCCAACCAACACAAGUGAAGAAUAAGCAUAAUAAUUUAGUGAUUACUAAUUAACAAUGAUGAUGCAUAUCGUGAAUUUUAAUACUUGAUUUUAAUGCAAACACACACACAUACAACCAUAUAUAUGUAUAUCCAAGUCUGGUGUAUGAUUGGAUUACAAAUGCACUAGUUAUUUACCAUUGUCGCUUAAUUAUUCGUAUUAUAAUUGUGUUAUUGCCUAUCCGACUGCGCCUAUUUAGGAGCACAGCAAUGUUCUCAUUAAUUCUCAAGUCGAAAAGGCACUCUUCAUUGAUUCCAAACUGUCGUAUCGUGCAAAAUGUAAAAUAUUUAUAUAAAUACUUAUUUCAUGUACAAAUAAGUAAAUAUUAUGUCAACUACAACAACAACAAAAAAAGAAAUUAUGGAAAUUGCCAGACAAUGAUUCAAUAGUUUGCAAUGUGGAAUCUCAAAAAUUCAUUGGUGUAUUGAAGUUUUCACAAUAACUACCUUCCUUCCUUCCUUCCCCCGCAGCCAAUAAGGUGUGUACCUACAAUAUUUACAACAAUAGUGAGUAUAUUAACAGAUUUAAGACUGCUCUGUAUACAGUUUUUCUUUUUAUUUUGUAUUAUGUUUUUUUUUUAUAUAUAUAACAAAGAUCCCAGUUCAUAGUUGAGGAGGUAGACAAGUAUGAAUCUCAUUCAUUGUGUACGUCAGUAUUUCAUUCAAAACAGUUUUAAAAUGAUGUGUCCGCCAUACUAUUAUUAUUAUUAAACACUUGUUGCAUAGCUGUAAAUUGUGUUCUCUUAACAUUGCCACAAUACAACAUUUUGUUUUGCAUCGAAUUGAAUGAAGACUUAAGUAUUUUGUAGAACAAAAGAAUAACUAGAGUGCUGUUAAACUGCGUUUAUAUUCGAAUUUUCGUUUGCAUAUUUUUUUAGUUUUUCUUUUUUUUUUAAUCAUACACAAAAACUAAACUUAUGAUGUAGUGUUUUAUAUGAAAUUAACUAUAUGGGUUUGUAGGUAAAUUACUAUUUUAAAAAAUUACACAUAUGUAUAUCGAAUAUUUGCAAAAAGACAACAAAAAAACGAAAAGGACAUAACGUACUAUAAGAAAUGUAUGUGUGUAUAUAUAUAUAUAUAUGUGACUAUAUAGUAAAGUAGAUAAGCGUAUUAAUUGCUUUGGAUUAUUUACUUAGACGUUUUUUAUUAUAUUGUGUUUUUUUCUUUCUUUUUUAUUUUGAUACAUUGUUUUUAAUUACAUAUAUACAUAUGCAUAUUAAUGUCACAAA
Messenger RNA from Musca domestica (house fly), 3781 nucleotides. RefSeq names its product amyloid protein-binding protein 2 (gene Pat1). The record is from RefSeq and is a predicted model, not a curated record. The transcript has 7 exons. The coding region runs from base 289 to 2274 and encodes 661 amino acids. Gene Ontology annotation, molecular function: protein binding. Lineage: Eukaryota; Metazoa; Arthropoda; Insecta; Diptera; Muscidae. Gene Ontology annotation, biological process: intracellular protein transport.